ACAAUGUAUUUUCAGCAAAGUUCAAAUGAAACUUGCAGUGCAUUCUGAUGGCUAUGUCUAUUUCCAGUCUGCUGUCUGGUUGUAAUUCAACAGUCAUAAUGUGAUCAAGGCCACAGCCACCUUUGAAAUGAUUUUCACUUGACUAUUUAGUUACAUAUUCACCUGUGCAGUUUUGUACUGAAUGAAAGGAACAUUUAAAAAAUGUCAAACAUCUCUAGCAUAUAGCCACUUAGAAGAUGAAGUUCAUACCAGUAACAUUUUCAAAGUCCAAAUUUGAAGUCUAUAAUAAAAUAAUAAUAGUAGGAGUAAAAUAUGACGUGUCUGAACAGAAUCUUCAGCUUUUAAACAGUACGCUACACCUUUUUACCAUUUCAGAACGUAAAUAUUGUGAAAUUGUUGAAGACACAACUGAUCAUGCAUUUUCCACUCAGUGCGUUCUAAUGUUUGACAGCGCUGCGUGUUGAGAGUUUGUGGCCGCUCAUCUCCCUCCCCCAUUGUCUUAAGAUGUGGUGGCCUUAAUGCUAGCGGAGUAGAGGAAGUGGCAGAGGCUGAGAGCUCUGCUCAGAGUUUUCCAAAGGCCCCGUCACCUCUGAAGCAUCCACACGCUCUCCAUCUGCUCUGCGUCUCUGUUCACGCGCUCCCCUCUCCUUCUCCUCCGCCCGUCGCCAUGGCACGCUGGGCACCGACAUCGUGGCACGUCUGGGUCCUGCUGGGGCUUCUAGAUGCCUGCGAGGGACUCCUCAUCCCCCGAAUGUCUUUCAUCGCUGAAAACUCAGGUAGAUCUGUCAUCCAUUUCACCAGCCCUGGCAUCGAGAACACCACCACACUGUUGCUAAGUGAUGACGGUGCCACACUGUAUGUGGGAGCAAGAGAUGCAGUGCUUUCUCUGGAUGUCAGCCAGCCGGGCGCCAUGGAGAUAAGGAGCAAGAUUGAUUGGUCACCAGCCACAAAAGAGCAUAAGGAGUGUACCCAGAAAGGAAAGAGUGAGACGGAUUGUCACAAUUUUGUCCGGGUCCUGCAGUUCCUCAACACCACUCACAUCUACGCCUGCGGGACCUUUGCCUUCAAUCCCACCUGCACCUUCAUAAACACCGAGGCUUUUGCCCUCCAGAGCAACUCCAAGCUGAGACCAGAGGACGGUCGGGGGCGCUGCCCUUUCGACCCGCACCAGAGGAACACAGCCAUUGCUGUCGAUGGAGAGCUGUACACAGGGACUAUGGCCAACUUUCUGGGUGACCGACCAGUCAUCUCACGUUUCCUGAGUGAAAGGAAGCAAAGAGACCUCAAAUUAGAUGACAUACAGGGCUGGCUGACAGAGCCCACUUUCAUCAGCUCCACCUUCAUCCCCAGUGAGGACAAAGUCUAUUACUUCUUUAGGGAGACGGGCAUGGAGUACGAUUUCAUCAAUGACUACACCGUCUCUCGUGUCGCCCAGGUCUGCAAGAGUGAUAUGGGAGGGAAGCGUAUCCUGCAAAAGUGCUGGACUACCUUUGCCAAGGCUCAGCUCCGCUGCCAGGCUGAUACAGAGUUACCAUUCAAUAUCAUCCAGGAUAUGGUCACCCUCCCACCCCCAGAGGGCGCUCCUACUGAUGACACACUAUUUUACGGUGUCUUCAGCUCACAGUGGUCAGUGACUUCAGGGCAGUCAGCAGUGUGCAGGUUUCGACUUGGGGACGUAAAAAAUGUGUUCGCUGGAAGCUACAAAACGCUUAACCGGGGCACACUGCGAUUUGAUACUCUUCACAACGAGAAGGUGGCCAGUCCAGGGAAGUGUGGAUUGCACAAUGCCUCGGACACCAAGCUGCGGUUUGUGAAAGAUAACUUCCUGGCAGAAGACAGUGUGCAGUCGGCGGACCGGGGCCUGGCGCUUGUGUCUCGCAGUCAGCUCUACAGCAGGAUCCUGGCCCAGAGGACCCGAGCAGCCAGCGGAAAGAACUUCACAGUGCUCUUCCUGCUCACUGAAUCUGGCUUCCUUCACAAAACAGUGCUGUCAGACCAAGGUCCUCAUAUCAUAGAGGAGAUCCAGGUCUUCAAGCAGCCACAGUCUGUUAAAAAUAUCCUCCUCUCCCUUACCAAGGGAGUGGUGUUCGUGGCUUCCUCCGAGGGUGUGUUCCAGAUACCAGUUUCCAACUGCUCAUUCUACACAACCUGUGCAGAGUGUGUGCUGGCCCGCGACCCCUUCUGUGGCUGGGACCCCAAUCGACAGGCCUGUGCGGAAGUGGCCAGCAUCUCAUCUAAUGCAGCCCAGGAUGUGGAGCUGGGAAACGUGAAGAAAGCGUGCGGCGUUUCACAUUUCGGCAGAUCUGCUGGUAGAACAGCCCUCCCAGAAAAGUUUGAAUAUGUGCAGUUGUAUGAGGUGGUGAGCCUCCACUGUCCCAGAAGAUCCAGACUGGCGCAGCUACGCUGGAAACACCCCAGCGGCAGCAGCCAUCACCCAAACAGCUUCCUGCAGCUGGACAAUGGCAACUUGAGUUUCCUAGCCACUCCCCUCACACUGGGGACUUAUCACUGUGUCGCUCUGGAGAACGGCUACGAAGAGACCCUGGCCGUCAUCACAGUCAAGCAGCGUUCAUCUCCCCGAUCCAUCGCCCCUCACCACACCCCCGUACAGAGCCGGCCCAGAACAACAGUGAAACCGAAUCUGGGACCAGGGAAGGAGGUGGUGACCGAGGUGUGGGCGGAGACAGGGAAGGAGGUGGUGACCGAGGUGUGGGCGGAGACAGGGAGGGAGGAAGUGACAGAGGUGUGGAAGAAAAUGCAGACGCUGCCUGUGUCAGAAGCAGACACUGUGCAGAAUGAGCUGACAGAUGAUGCUGUAUCCGCUCCAAUCGAUGAAACCCCCUCCUCUUGGAGAGAGAGCAGGCCGUUCGAACAAAUUCAGAAGCCCGUCCCUUCAAGUGAUGUCAAGAGUUACUACAGUGAGAUGGUCGCCGUCACCCUUCUAUUGGUGGUGUCUCUGUGCAUGUUGAUGACAAGUGCAGUCUACAUUUUUUAUCAGAGGAGUUCUGUUAAAACAGCCCUUCAGGGCUAUGCCAGCACAUAUGAAGAGACAGUCAACAUUAAAUAG
Anguilla rostrata (American eel) is the source of this 3067-nucleotide messenger RNA. RefSeq names its product semaphorin-4A (gene sema4aa). The transcript is spliced from 14 exons. Gene Ontology annotation, cellular component: plasma membrane. Gene Ontology annotation, biological process: negative regulation of axon extension involved in axon guidance; semaphorin-plexin signaling pathway; positive regulation of cell migration. Lineage: Eukaryota; Metazoa; Chordata; Actinopteri; Anguilliformes; Anguillidae. Gene Ontology annotation, molecular function: chemorepellent activity; semaphorin receptor binding. The coding region runs from base 668 to 3067 and encodes 799 amino acids. The record is from RefSeq and is a predicted model, not a curated record.